AUGGCAAGAACAAACAGGUUAUCUGCAUUAUCAGAUGAUAUUCUUUUAAAACAUAUUUUGUCAAAGAUUUCUUACAGAGAUGUUGUACGCUCUUCUCUUCUCUCUCAGAGAUGGCGAUUCUUGUGGAAGAAAAUACCUGAUCUCGUUUUUUGUUGCCAAGAUUUUGAGAAACAAAAAGAUGACAAGAUACAAGCCAUAAUUGACAAUGCUCUGCUCCACCAUGAUGCUCGUCUUUGCUGGUUGAACCUUCAAAUAGCCAUGGAUGACCCCAAGACUGCCAAUAUGAACAAUUGGAUUCGUCUUGCAGCUGAAAAACAGGUGGAACGCAUGGCCCUACUAAUCUCUUAUAGAGAUCCCAAGACUGGUGAGAGGAUUGAAAAUUCUUCCAUGGUGGACAUUGGGGACUCUGUUUUUAAGUGUGAAAACCUCACUACCCUACAACUGAAAUUCAUCAAUCUCCCAAAGAUACCCACUGAUUUUGGGGUUUUCAGAUACCUGAAAACAUUUUUUUGUUUUGAUAUGCCGAAUGUAGAUGAUGCCACAUUUAAAGGAUUCAUGGACUUGUGCCCACAUCUUCGAAAUUUGGGGAUUUGCGGUUGUUUGAGGUUGAAAAACUUGAAUAUACAUUCUUGUAUUCUUAUGUACCUAAAUCUAGGAAUUGUAAGACCUAAUAUGUCAUUGCAGAUGGUUUGCCCUCAAUUGACAGAAAUCAGCCUCAUAGAUUGUGGGCGAUACCAAGGGCUUAAAUUACUACAAGGAAUUUCAAGAGGAGAAUCUGUUAAAAAGAUUAUUCUUCAGAAUUAUAGUAGAGGCAAUGCUGUUAAUCCAGGAAUCCCUAGUAUUACUGUUGUAGUACCCCUACCAUAA
This is a messenger RNA of Cryptomeria japonica (Japanese cedar), 867 nucleotides long. Its product is annotated as F-box/FBD/LRR-repeat protein At5g56420. The coding region runs from base 1 to 867 and encodes 288 amino acids. NCBI's taxonomy places the organism in Eukaryota, Viridiplantae, Streptophyta, Pinopsida, Cupressales, Cupressaceae. The record is from RefSeq and is a predicted model, not a curated record. The transcript has a single exon. Gene Ontology annotation, molecular function: protein binding.